Messenger RNA from Folsomia candida, 1142 nucleotides. RefSeq names its product trypsin alpha. Gene Ontology annotation, biological process: proteolysis. The transcript has 6 exons. Lineage: Eukaryota; Metazoa; Arthropoda; Collembola; Entomobryomorpha; Isotomidae. Bases 47 to 967 code for a protein of 306 amino acids. The record is from RefSeq and is a predicted model, not a curated record. Gene Ontology annotation, molecular function: serine-type endopeptidase activity.
ACUGCUCGCAAGGUUUUCUAAAAGAGCAUACCAUCAUAUAUCGAAAAUGUUGAAGUUUCUAGACUUCCAGAUUUUACCUUUCCUUCUAAUUGUCCUACCCCAUUUAGAAAAGAUUCAAUGUGCCACCGGUGCCGGACUUUACGUACAAUCUGGGCACAUCCCUUUUCAAGUUAUUUUAAAACAUGCUGACGACUAUUACUGUGGAGGAGUAAUCUACGAUGAGUACACUAUAAUUACAGCGGCGCAUUGCGUCAAGGACCGGCCGGUGAACGGCAUUCGUGUCUGGGCUGGGUCCGUGGUCCCCUUUCAAGGCGAAGCAAGAUCAGCAUCGGGUUACAAGCUCGCUCCGAAUUAUGUCAAAUACGGUCGAAAUGACAUUGCACUUAUUCGAUUAUCAACACCGUUUAGGUUUAACGACAAAAUUGGAUCAGUUAAAUUGGCUCCGAGUGGACUAUAUUUUUCGACAGGAACAUGUUUUUUAUCUGGAUUUGGCUAUACCUCGGCAAAUUCUGGUGCGACUAAUUUAAAAGAAGUCAUUGUCAAUAUCCGCGAUCCUUCCGUGUGCGAAAAUGAAUAUAAUUCAUUUGAUUCUUUAACCAUGGUUUGUGCUGGUGAUCUUGGGACAAAUGCUUGCAUUGGAGAUUCUGGUGGGCCUCUAAUUUGCAACGGUGUUUUAUAUGGGACUGUCAGCAUGGUGGACAGCACUGAAUGCAAGGCUACUAAUGUGCCAACCAAAUUCAUGAACAUUGCCAAGUUUCAUGAGUGGAUUGUCACGACCGCAAAUUCAUUUGGGAGUCAGAAUGAUAUUAAUUACAGAAGUUACAGCGGAAAUAACAACUACAGGACUAGCGGACACGCAGACUUCGCAGGCAAUGUUUUUAAUUAUGCUGGAUCAGGUUCCAGCUUUAGCUCUGUCGGGAUAAAUGGUGGUCAAGUUUGGGCAAGAUCAUGGGCAAGUUCAGGUUAAUGUUGGCAAUGUUACGUUUAUAUUAUAAAAUUGUAAAUUUCGAAAUUUAAAAAAAUUCUACUUAACGCCAUUGACCUUUAUUAACUGUCGGAACUCCAAAAAUGCAGCAAGUUUGCGAUCCACAAGUAGAGAUGAAUAAAAUCGUCUGAAUAUUUGAUUUGGUUUAAUUAUUAAA